UUAACUGGGGCACUGACACUUAUGACUGCGGCUAGUGACAGCGGGUUGCUGUCGUAUCUAUAUCCGAGGUCAUUUUUUUAAUGGAGGGCGCCGUUCGGUAUCUCAGCAAAGAUGUCUGUGACAUUUAUGUGGCUGUUCCUACAGCAGGUUAGAUGUGUUCAUCACAUAUCGAGUUGUUAGCUAUCGCACCGUCAGGUGACAAGACGUGCGCUGAGCAAAAACCGAGAAGCGCAGCCAGCAGCCAGCUACCUGUCGAAGAGGUCCGAAUGAUCAUCAUUUGAAGAGAGGUGCCCGAUCAAAGGCGUAGCCGAUUACUUCGAGCCGAGCCCUCUACGUUAUCAGCGCAGAACCUGCUUUUACGGAGGUUAUUUCUGACAUGCAGCAGAAGUUGUGCACCCGAAACACGACCCUGUUUGUGGAGAAUGGCCAGGCCUGUGGUGCGGGGGCACCGUCUCAGCUCCCAUUUCGUUGCCCUCGGUGCGGAGAGCAUGAGCGGUUCCACAGUCUUGCUGCGCUGAGGGCCCACCUGGAGUACAGCCACACAUACCAUACACACCCCAGGCAUGACCUCAGCCUACCAAACAGCAGGGGCCACUCAUACCCUGACUGUGCGGAGGAUGGCAAGAGGGCCAUCGCCGAGACCCAGACAACAAAAGAUGCAGGCACCGACACUCACUCUCUUGGGAGGGGGGAGCACAAACUCCCAUUCAGCUCUGAACCCCCUCCACCUGAACAGUGUCAAGAGGGACCUCUGUCUCCAGAAAAGAGUGCGGCUUGUGGGGAGACGCCUGUUGGCACUGAGCUCCUCUCUGCACCGGUGGCCUCGGUGGGGCAGAGACUGGAAGGCAUGAUGAGGACGGCCAAUAGUAGCAUGGAACGGCGGCUGUUGCGGCUCAGUUCCGAGCUGGCACAGACGGACACGGCACUGCUGUGUGAGCGAGCUCACUCGCACCACCUGGCCCAGGAGCGGCAGGAAGUGCUAGAGCGCGAGCGGGCACUUAGCAGGCAGGUGGACGCCGCCGUCAUGGUCAUCGCCACACUGAAGCAGCAGCUCAGCAUGUCUGAACAUGAGCUGGAGCGCAGAAAACAGGAAGUGAUCACUAUCCAGAAAUUUCUGGAAGCAGCAGCACAGCAUGAAAUGUGUGGGAAAGUGCGUUUGCGACGGUUCAUCGAGAGCCUCCUGCGACGCAUCGCUCUGGCUGAAAGACUGCUGGAGUACUACCAGAGCACUCCACACCAGCACUACUGCACGGCUCACCCUAGCCCUCCUUCAGCUGAUGUUGGUCCCCAAAGAAUAACCAAAAGCAGGUCUACAGGAGAGCAGCUGGUCCAUGAUGAAGAGCAGGCACACGAGUGUCAUUCUGGGUGGGGAGCAUCUAGAGCAUCUGGGGAGAGACUGGGUCAUCAGGGCUGGCUCCAGCGCAGCAGGAUAACGUGGGAAGGCAGGCCUGCGGAGCAAGCCCCAGGCUGGGCUUGAGUGGAAGAAGCCCCAGCUUGGGCGGAGGUUAGCCAGUUAGCUAGCUAGCUAAAGUAAAGUGAGAAAGCUAACAUUAUUUUGCUAAAGCUUGUUAGUGACAAUAAACUGUUCGACAAGCUGUUUGUACAUAAUGAUGUUUAAAGUCACUCGUUUAGUGUGUGUUAGCUUGCUAACUAGCUAACACGGUUGAGGAUGUAGCUAACCCUAACUUUAACCCCUUUUAUUUUGAAAGGAGCAAUACUAGCUGAUGUGAUUAUGGAUGCUAUCCUUACCCAUAACCCUGACCUUAAAACCUUUUAUUUUGAAUAAGAUUUAGCAGCAAUGUAAAUACGCCCAAUUUGAAAGUGCUUCUUCCACCCUGCCUGGGGCUUCACAUCAUUGGUCUGUGUGGAUGCAGGUAGAUACUACUGAGAUAGUCUUGGUAUCUUUGUUACCUUUAUUGGCUUAAAAUAGCGUUUAAGUCUGGACCCUGUAGGCUCUAGUGGUGUUCAACUAUGGCAUGUUAGUGUUUUGAUAGUCAGUAAAUUCACUCUGUGGAAUGUUAUAAGACUCCAUCUCUAGUGCUGCGAGAGCACAUCAACGACAUUAUGGACACAUGAUGAAACUGCCCUUUAAAUCUGUUACACAUAGCUACUUCAGUUAGCAGUUUACAUUCUACAGAAACAUAAACUGAUUCAAAUCGUCCAAGAACUGAAUACUUCAUAUCUAACCAAUACUUGCAUCUUAGCAGUAUGAAUGUACUGUAAAAUAUCAGAAACACAACCAGCUCUGUCAAAAUAGGUCAAAAUCUGUAGUACUUUCAGCUUGCGGUUUGUGUUUGAUUAUGUGUUAGCAGAAAACACUGUUUUGCUUAGAAAAAAAAUCAAAUAUUGUAUUUAUUUGUCUCCAGUAUUUACUUUGGUGUCUUUUUGAAGGUGCUGUUGCACAGUAUGAAUGUCUAAGAUAAUAUCUGAACGCAUUAAUGCACAUAACCUAUAUUUUAGUGGUGCUAUUGCCUGGGGAUGUCUACAAGCAUCUCAAUGUAGUCAACAUUCUGUGAAAUGCCUCCUAACAGUAGCCAGCCUUAUACAAAAUUCCAGUUAAAGGGUAAAAAAAUCUUUGAUUGGCAAUAUUAGCUCAACUUUCUUUUCAUAUUAGAAGAAGUAGGUAUUUGGCUUGUAUUUUCACUGAUGCUUGACUGGGAUUCAUCUCCCAUAGCCUGAUGAUUAUUCAUUUUACAUGGCAUUUUGAGGUGAGUGGGCAUCAAAGCUAAAAUCAUCAGUGGGUGUAACUAGAGCAAUAGCACGUAUUGUCUUAAGCUCCAUUUUGGCAAAUCUAUGUAGCAGUUUUAAAGAUGAUAUAGUAGCCUGUAUCUGUUACAGCAGUUUGGUUUGAGCUUUACAAACCUAAAAUGGAUGUUGAUUUUAGCAUUUUCCAAAGUAUCAAAUAAUUUGCAUCUUAUUUCUUAAUUAUUACUCAAAAAACUUAUCAUUUUGCAGGUUACCAAUUCUCUUUACAUAUUCAGUUUUAUUAAAUGGUCAUUCAAUUCUAAACUUUGUGCUGUUUGUGGCUUACAGUUUAAAUGGAGGUGCAGCCCUAGAACAGUUUUCUCACCAUCAACCAUUCGUGUAAUCUAAACUAGGGCUGCACUAAAGUGACUUUAUAAUUGACCAUUUAGACUGGGAUUAUGUUGAGCAUUGCUAUGACCGCAUUUAAAAUUGCAGGAUUAGUCUUUAGUACAUUUCAGUACUUCAGUACUAACUGAGAAGGAGCAUGCAUACAAACUUGAUUCAGUCAAGUUCAUAUCUGAUGAGGAAUACUGAUCAUACCUAGUUAGUUGAUUGUGAUGUAGCAGACAUGUUUAUGGAAUGUGGCCUUUCACAAUGUGCUGCAAAGCAAACAUACAUGAUUGUGCAACUUCAGACUGAAAAUGAAGAGUGGUAGUGCUCUUUGACUGUAGCUCAGUACUGAAAAACAAAAUAUUAACACUGGUUAAAGUCCUGCUUACUGGAUUAAGAUUAGGGCUGCAUGAUAUGGAUAACAUAUUAGUGUUUUUAUCGUAUUGCUACAUAUUGCGAUACACCUAUAUAACAAUAUAUUAGUCCCCCAAAUGUCAUAAAUUAAAACACAACAAAAUCAUAUAUCCUGAAUAAUAAAUGGUCUUGUAUUUUAAUGUCUUAUUGUUAUGGUCAGUAAACUACUAAAAAUGGAAUAGGAGUGCUCCUAAACCUCAACACUCAUUAAGAAUGCCAAGAUCUAGGAACAUAAAUGAUUAUACAAAUUGUAAACACCCCCUUGCUGCUCCCUUUCUACACCCCCCCCCCCACCCCCACACACAAACACACACACUACCCUGCACACUGUCUCUGUGUUUGAAUCAGAGUAUGUGAAUGGUUGGAGAAUCCUCUGACUAAAGCGUUUCUCUCAUGCAGGCUCAGGUUUCUGUUGUUAACAGUUCGGUUACAAGUAUCAGCACACAAGCACCCAACAAUUAAGAUGUAUAUAUUAUAUAUAUAAAAUUAUAUUUUUAUUUAUUAUUAUUUAUAUAUUAUGUUAGGAUGCUUAAGCAUGUAAUGUAUUGUCUGUUUAUACUUUGCCGAAAUUUCUAUCCAUAAGACACUCAAAACAUCAGAGGCCACAGGAUUUAGGUGGAUACUGGAAAUUCUCACUGAACGCAACAAAGUUCUACAGAAAUCAUGCCAAGUUGUAAGUCUUGUGUCGUCCAUUUUUCUGCGUAAAUAGUAAAUCAGAUUAUGUUAAGAGCAUGUGUAUUUGUUUACCCUCACCAGUUUUCUGGUUUGUGAUUUUGCCAUUUUUUCAAACAUAUACUUACUGAAAAUUAUAUAAUUGUACUAUAUAAUUAAUACAGUUCAAUAAACUAUAUAAGUUAUAUGUUCAAGACAUAAAAUAAAUAUCAUAACAAUGAAUUAUAAGGAGUGGACAUGGAGCUGGUUUUCUCUGUGUGAGUGGAAAGCAAGCAAAUAGAAAACUGGAGUCGGAGCUCAGUGAUUACAGAAUGCUUUGAGAGAGGAGCAGAAAUGUCUGCCGCUCCACUCCACUCAUAUACUCUGGUUUGAACAGAUGUGGCAGAGCAGAAUCAAAGCACCCACUGUAAUAUUAAUAAUCAGAAAGAUUCUGUCGCUCUGGCACCUAUACCUCAUUUUAAUCCUCUAAACCAAAGAUCUUUGAAUCUGGACCUUGAAUUUAGUUUCCAUUCAAGGAUUUUGUUAUCACUGGGAGUUAACAAAACUCUUGAUGUAACUGAUUGGCCACCUAGUGUCACACGUACCAGUGAAGGUCCAGAUUUGGAGACCUCUGCUCUAAAUUUGCCUCUGUGCAGCAUCAGUGAGCUGAAAUUUCUGGAAGAUUAGCUUUCUUGCUAAGCUAAUGUUAGCUGCUGAUGCUGACUAGGAUGUUAAUUAAAAGUAGCUUAAGCCCCACACACACACACACAAAAACACAGCCCUGUCCUGACUUCACUUCCCAAGGACCCUUGAGCAGAGUUAGUAAGUUAGCACGUUUUCAUUAUACAAGCCAUUACAGUUAACUGUAAAAUGCAUCAUUGAUUUUAAUUCAACUGUGUGCUAGCUUUGUUGCAUUUAUUUACAAAUAUAUUCCCAAAAAGUCAGGUACAUGCGUAUCUAACUAUGCCUUUUGAGGUUCCUCCCAGAGUUGUUGACAGCUCUGAUAUGUAUGAUGCAUCCAAUAACACUGCAAAAAUGUGACAGUAAACCAAGGGAAGCAAGAUGAGGAUGGGGACAGAGAUUCUCUAAUAUAACGCAUAUUUUCGCAUAUUUUAGUAUAUUGGACCAUCAUACGUUCAAGCUCCUUUGUGAAACACAAAUGACUUUUUUUUGGAUGUUCUGAGAAAGACUGUGUUUUGACACAAAGGUGAAACAUGUGAACUCUGUGCUAUGGUAACACGUUUGAUACAAAAAUAUAGAUCAGUCUAUAUUACCAUUAUAAACCAUCCAAGACAUUUUUUGAGUGCAGUGGGUCUUUAAACAGUCACACAUCAGUAAUGUGAUCUAGUUAAAGAUUGGCCUGCAUUAUAUUCACCAAUAAUUAACUUGUUGGGUUACAUGAAUAUAUGGCAACAUGUUCUGGAUUUUUUUCAAAUUCAAGUGCAAAGUGUGUAUUUGUAUAAAUGAACAAACAAACAAAAAAAACUUAUCGUCAAGCUGUGGCCAGUAAAAACACCACUUAAUUAGAAUUCUCAAAUUUGCAUUUGAAUUUGAAAAGAAAUCCAGAUUAUGCUGCCAUAUGAAUACAAAACACCCACAGAAAAAAUAAUCUUGAACUGUAGUCAAGAUGCUAACAGCAUACUGUGUUUGAUUAAAGGCUCAUAUGCAGGUUGCAGUUUUCUGUGCCAUUAGUAUUGCAAAGGCCAAUAUAAUAAUAUUAAACUAUAUAUUGUGCAGCCCUAAUUCAUGUUGUUGAAAGGAGACAGAUUAUUUGAUCCAUUAUGAGGUAUAUUGUUAACACUGACACAAAACUUAAGCAAAUGAAUUAAAAGCCAACCCCCAAAUUAGCUGGCAAGAUAAAAGUGCCACUACAAUAAAGUGACAUCUUCCAGUAUAAAUGCGUAUAUGUUAGUAGAAGACAUGAGUGGAUGAUGUAUCCGUAGGUCUGUAGUGUUAUGCGUUGUGGUUCAAUUGUUAUCAGCUACACCAUCUCAGCUCUAUACUGACAGUUUUACAUUCUUGUUCUGUUCUUUGUGGUUCCCUCAAGUUGUUUUAUGAGAUUCGCUGAACAUAUAAGCUCUCUUCUGUGAUGGGCCCAAAGAAGAGACCCGUAUAAUAGUGUUGGGAGAGCAUGGGGUCGGCCAUUGUAUAUUGUGAGUGAGCAUGCUGUAGAUGUUCUGUAACUAGUGCAAUAUGUGAAAAUCUAUUUUUUAAGAGAUGACUGAGCAGUGUUGUGAAGAAGAGGUCCAGGAUAUCUGGAGGGCAUUGUGCAAUCAUUCGUGUACAGUAUAAGUAAAAUGAAGGUAUACUUUGAAGGACAAUCAAAAAGUUAGACAAAUCCGAAUAAGUUGUCGUUUGAUUUAUGUAUUAUUGUUUGACAUGCCCUGAUAUAAGCCGGUCUGAUUUGACUUUACCGCUUUUGAAUGUGCCAUGCUAGUUUCUGUUUGAAAUGUCAAGCUUUGUUUUUGCUAGGUUACAUAGCCAACUUGUGUGUGCCUUUCUCUUUGGAUCUCAUCGUCGCUAUUACACAUGCAACACUGUGAGGUCUUGCAGGAUCUGUGCUGCUCUGUGUGACCUUCUGACAAAUAAAAUUGUGAUUAUUAUUGUUAUUAAAAGUAUUGACAUGUCAUUGCUAUCUAUAUACAUAUACAUAUAUAUAUAUAUAUAUAUAUAUAUUACCCAGCACUGUGGCAAUUACAGUUUGUUUAUUAAAAUAUGAAUAUCCUGCUACCAGA
This is a messenger RNA of Colossoma macropomum (tambaqui), 6875 nucleotides long. RefSeq names its product zinc finger protein 365 (gene znf365). Lineage: Eukaryota; Metazoa; Chordata; Actinopteri; Characiformes; Serrasalmidae. Gene Ontology annotation, cellular component: centriolar satellite. Gene Ontology annotation, biological process: regulation of neuron projection development; regulation of DNA strand resection involved in replication fork processing; regulation of double-strand break repair via homologous recombination. The transcript is spliced from 6 exons. The record is from RefSeq and is a predicted model, not a curated record. Bases 377 to 1477 code for a protein of 366 amino acids.